CCGCGGGGGCGGCUGCUGGGCGGUGGCGGCGGUAGCAGCGGUGAGGGACGCGUCAUGGAGAGCGGGCGGCAAGUGGCAAACUUCGGGGCCGGGCCGGCCAAACUGCCGCGCUCUGUAUUACUAGAAGCACAGAAAGAAUUGGUGGACUACAAAGGACUUGGUAUAAGUGUUCUUGAAAUGAGCCAUCGAACCUCAGACUUCACAAAAAUUUUAAAUACAGCUGAAAAUCUCAUGCGCGAAUUGCUAAAUGUACCAGAAAACUACAAAGUCCUUUUCCUCCAAGGAGGUGGAUCUGCUCAGUUCAGUGCAGUCCCACUUAACCUUAUUGGUUUAAAGGAGGGAAGACAUGCAGAUUAUGUGAUUACUGGAGCUUGGUCAGCAAAAGCAGCUAAAGAAGCAGAGAAGUAUGCCAAAGUGAAUAUCGUUCAUCCAAAACUAGGAGCCUAUACAAACAUUCCUGACCCAAGCACUUGGAAUCUUAAUCCAGAUGCAUCUUAUGUUUAUUACUGUGCUAAUGAGACUGUUCAUGGUGUGGAGUUUGACUUUGUACCUGAUGUCAAAGGAGCGGUCUUGGUUUGUGAUAUGUCAUCAAACUUCCUGUCCAGACCUGUGGAUGUUUCCAAGUUUGGAGUGAUUUUUGCUGGUGCUCAGAAGAAUGUUGGCUGCGCUGGAGUUACUGUUGUAAUAGUACGUGAGGACUUACUGGGAUUUGCACUGAAAGAAUGCCCUAUAGUGCUGGAUUACAAAACGCAAGCAGUGAACGGCUCUUUGUAUAACACUCCACCGUGCUACAGUAUUUAUAUCAUGGGACUGGUACUGGAAUGGAUAAAGAAUAACGGUGGAGCUGCAGCUAUGGAUAAACUUAGUUUAAUCAAAUCACAAAUGAUUUAUGAUAUUAUAGACAAAUCUAAUGGAUUCUAUGUAUGUCCAGUUGAGAAAAAGAACCGAAGCAGAAUGAAUGUCCCUUUCCGUAUUGGCAGUACCAAGGGUGAUGAAGCACUGGAAAAGAAAUUUCUUGAGAAAGCUGUGGAGCUCAACAUGGUAUCUCUGAAAGGGCAUCGAUCUGUGGGAGGAAUCCGUGCCUCUUUAUACAAUGCGGUGACUGUAGAAGAUGUUCAGAAGCUUGCAGCAUUCAUGAGAAGCUUCCUGCAGAUGCAUCAGUCAUAAAUGCUGAUGGGUUAGAACCAUGCUGCACAUCUAUAGAAUAAAAGCUAAAGGUUUUGAGAGUUACUGUGGUACCACA
Messenger RNA from Pezoporus flaviventris, 1243 nucleotides. RefSeq names its product phosphoserine aminotransferase 1 (gene PSAT1). Gene Ontology annotation, biological process: L-serine biosynthetic process. The coding region runs from base 55 to 1167 and encodes 370 amino acids. The transcript is spliced from 9 exons. Gene Ontology annotation, cellular component: cytoplasm. Gene Ontology annotation, molecular function: O-phospho-L-serine:2-oxoglutarate transaminase activity; pyridoxal phosphate binding. Lineage: Eukaryota; Metazoa; Chordata; Aves; Psittaciformes; Psittacidae. The record is from RefSeq and is a predicted model, not a curated record.